AUGUUGACUAUAAGAGAAGCUUUUCUUUCGAGGGUGCGGCCUUUCAUGGAAAUGUUAGAUCAAUCUAGCCUUGAUGACAGAAACAUUGACAGCAUGCUUGUAGUACUACCAUGCCGUACGCCUCGCUUCAGUCAACAUGGUGGAGGGGGCUACAAUGACAAAGGCAAAACUCCUUACAACCAGAUGUAGAGUACACUGGUGCCUCAGGAAGGCCUAAGAUUCGUGUAACUAAAGAACAGUUAUCUCACCUUGCGGGUAACGGUUUUAAGGGGACGGAUAUGUUUCGUAUGUUGAGUAUUUCUCAGGCUACACUCCACGGCCAGCUUAAGGAUUUUAACCUUGAAAUUUCUCAUUCAUUUUCAACUAUCGACAAUGAUACCUUGGAUGGUAUUGUUCGAAGUAUAAAGGAGGAGUUCCCUAAC
Molecule: messenger RNA, 422 nt
Organism: Porites lobata
Lineage: Eukaryota; Metazoa; Cnidaria; Anthozoa; Scleractinia; Poritidae
Source: the annotation of a GenBank genome assembly